CGCAAAAACGCAGAGCGUCCUUUUCGUUUCCAUGGCAACCGCAGACGGCAACACAGCACCGAGGCAGAAGUGUCCGACUCAAGACCCGAGUCAGUUUUAACACCGCGCUUUUUAAUUUUUUAAAACUUUUCCAACGAGCAGGUUCUGGAGUUGAAGUGAAUCUGAAGUGUGACAGAUACCGUGUGGAUAAUUUGGUGUGGUGCAGCUGAAUGAUCCUGGACGUUUCCUCCUGAGAGAGAGAGAUGGAUAACAGCUCUCAGACACUGCCACUCUCGCCCCCAUGUCACACCUCUUUAGAAGAGUCUCUGCCCUUCUCCUCUUCGCCGCAGCAGCUCUGCUCCAACGGCCACAUUUCACUCCCACUAUCACCUAUUUCCUUCCCCCCGUCCCCUACCUCACUAUCUCCAGCCACAGCAGAGUCCCUCCAAUCCUUCUCCCCGCUCUCACACUGCACAGCAUCUCAGUACCUUGAAGGACAACAUGUAGAUUACCUGAGUCCUGCAAACACAGCUGACCAGGACGACCUGACCUGCCUCAACUGGCUUCAUCAGCGAGGGAACCUGCUGCCACUGCAGCCUCUUCCCAAAAUGACACCACUGCCUCAGAUGGAUUCCUCCGCACACAGCCAGCCUCUUCCCGCCUCGUCCAAGCCGCCGUACUCCUUCAGCAGUCUGAUUUUCAUGGCAAUAGAAGAGUCACCAGAUAAGAGACUUCCGGUGAAGGACAUCUACGACUGGAUUGUGAACAAUUUCCCCUACUUCAGGACGGCCUCUGGAGGCUGGAGGAAUUCCGUUAGACACAACCUGUCCCUCAGCAAGAGCUUCUGUCGCAUUCAGAGGGACAAGAGCCAGACGGUGGGGAAGGGAUCGCUGUGGUGUGUUUGUCCAGAGUAUCGGCCCGCGCUCCUCGAGGUGCUGAAGAAGACUCACAGUUAUCACAGCACCAGCAUUAAUCUGAUAAACAAGCCCACACUGUUGGACGGAGCUGACUAUGGGCUGCCUGCAGUGUGUGACUCUAUGGACAUCUCAGAUGCUCUUUCUGAAACACUCCUCCUCCCCUUGCAUUCUCCCCAAACUCUCACCGCUGAUAAUCCAUCCUUUGCUGAAAACUCAGCGUGCCCUUUGACCCCGGAUCACGAGGAGCUCGUCUCAAUGGAGUCGAUUGACUACCAACAGGAGGAGGUGAUUGAGGACAUGGAGAAGGACCCGCUGUCAGACAGCGGCUACAUCGAGUUGCACUACUACCAGUCUCAACAGUAUCAGUACCUGGUUCUGCCCGGUGACACCGAGCUAGACCUGGAGACUGUGGAGAUCUUUCAGCUGGAUGCAGAGGCUCAGGAGGCCGCUGGCUCCCUGCUGGAUCUCGCAGGUGGUGGAUAUUAGUUAGAUAUCGAACAAAUAAUCCAGUGACAGAUACUGGAUCUAUGAUUGGGUAAGGAUUUCUGGUGAAUUGACUGGUUCUUGUUGAGACACAAAUACAUGUACUGCCCCAAGGAUUGUGUAAUUACUGAUGGACUAACACAACAGUGUUGUCACAUGUACCCAGGCACUUUUUAUUGCAGCAGCUGAAUUAAGCAUCAUAACAAGUCAUAUAUA
Molecule: messenger RNA, 1595 nt
Organism: Solea solea (common sole)
Lineage: Eukaryota; Metazoa; Chordata; Actinopteri; Pleuronectiformes; Soleidae
Product: forkhead box protein N2
Exons: 5
Coding region: 243-1382 (379 amino acids)
Biological process (GO): regulation of DNA-templated transcription
Cellular component (GO): nucleus
Molecular function (GO): DNA-binding transcription factor activity; cis-regulatory region sequence-specific DNA binding
Source: RefSeq, a predicted model, not a curated record